Cariama cristata (Red-legged seriema) is the source of this 438-nucleotide messenger RNA. Its product is annotated as UDP-GlcNAc:betaGal beta-1,3-N-acetylglucosaminyltransferase-like protein 1. The record is from RefSeq and is a predicted model, not a curated record. The transcript is spliced from 5 exons. NCBI's taxonomy places the organism in Eukaryota, Metazoa, Chordata, Aves, Cariamiformes, Cariamidae. The annotation marks the transcript as partial.
AUUGUGCCUGUUCACAAUAGUGAAUGCUGGUUAGAUGAAUGCUUGAAGUCGGUUUGGGAACAAGAUUUUAAAGGAACUAUGGAGCUGUCAAUUUUUAACGAUGCCAGUAAGGAUGGUUCAGCUGAAAUAAUUGAAAAAUGGAAGGUCAAGUUGGAAGAUGCUGGUGUUCCAGUAAUCAUUGGUAGUAAUGAUUCAUCUCAACCUCGAGGUGUUGGAUUUGCUAAAAAUCAAGCAGUAAUUCAGAGCUCAGGAACCUAUCUCUGCUUUCUGGAUUCAGAUGAUGUGAUGAUGCCACAGCGUGUUAGACUGCAGCACGAAGCUGCCAUUCAACAUCCAAACAGUAUUAUUGGUUGCCAAGUCAGAAGAGAGCCACUGGAGUCUACUGAACGGUAUACUCGUUGGAUCAAUAAUCUGACUGAAGGACAACUUCUUACACAG